Messenger RNA from Lecanosticta acicola, 1964 nucleotides. Lineage: Eukaryota; Fungi; Ascomycota; Dothideomycetes; Mycosphaerellales; Mycosphaerellaceae. The record is from the annotation of a GenBank genome assembly.
AUGGAGAUGGAGAUCGCAGUCCAGCAGCGCCACGAGCUGGAGAGAGAACUCCAUGUCGAAAUCGUGCCCGGUACCGAAGUCAUGACCGACCUCGCUUCCCAUCACUUCGUCAAGGCUCGUUCGCACGUCUUGGUGCCUCAACCUUCGGACAAUCCACAUGAUCCUCUCAAUUGGAGUUCGCUCUGGAAGACGCUCUGUAUCAUGGCAUCGACAACCGUCACCUUCACCCAGGGCUUGGGUCCUCUGGCUCUUGCGCCCAUGUUCCCCUACUACAUCAAGGACUUCGAUUCUGACCUCGCAUCUGUAAGCUUCCCACCUGUGUGACGUAUAACGCAUUCCUGAUGAUUCCGUCAGGUUGUCAAGUUCACCGGUGUCUGCAUUCUGGUGCUCGGUUUCAGCAACUUCGUCUGGUACGCUCAUCAAAGCCGACCAGAGCGCCUGGAAUGCUGAUGCUCUCAGGGUCCCUUUGAGUACUUCCUUUGGUCGACGUCCGGUCUACAUCUUCUCCCAGAUCAUCUGUCUGGCGUCAUCAAUAUGGCGAGCAAGAGCACAGACUUAUGGAAGCUUCAUGGGAGCUUGCGUGUUGAACGGCAUUGGUGCUGGUCCAGCUGAGAGCAUACAGCCCGCGGUCAUCGCCGACAUCUUCUUCCUGCACGAUCGCGGAUUCUGGAACACGCUCUAUUGGGUCGCAUACAUGGGCAGUCUGAUGGUUGGAGGAGUAAGUGAGCCCAGGUCAAUCGACGACAGCAUAUCCCGACUGAUGUGCCGUAGAUCAUCAGCGGCACCAUGAGCCUGCACCUCGGAUGGCGCAACUUUUGGUGGUUCAACACCGGUCUGAUCGCUCUGUCGCUGAUCAUGGUCGUCUUCAUGUUUCCGGAGACGAAAUGGCACAGAGCGCACCCAGAUGAAAUCACCGACGCCGCAGAGACCGCUUCCCAAGAGAAGGUCCUCGAACAGAGGAUCAGCAACGACAACAUGACCAAGGAUCCCAAUGGCACCGUCACGCACGUCGUGGGCAAUGAAAACGGCCACCACGCCGAGCCAAGCGAUCCAUGGCUAGGCAAAGGCUCUCCCCGCCGCGCGCAAUGGGGAAUCUACACGCCCUCUGCCACCCCACUCAAGAGCCUCAUGCUCGAUCUCUGGAUCCCGUGGAAGCUGUUCAUGUUCCCCAUCGUGGAGUUCUCCUCCUUCGUCGUCUCGUGGUCCUGUAGUUCCUUCCUCACCAUCAAUCUCACGGAAUCACAAAACUUUGCGGCUCCACCGUACAAUUACUCGCCCCAAGUCAUUGGGUUCAUGAACUUCGCGAUCCUCAUCGGUGCUUUCAUCGGACUCGCCACCGCGGGGCCUCUGAGCGAUUGGGUCUCCGCGAGGGCGACGAGGAAGAACCGCGGGAUCCGGGAGCCCGAAAUGAGAUUGCCGGCAAUGAGUACGUCCUUCUCAUAACCACUCGCGCAUCUCCUUUGAUGGGGCAUCAACUGACCAAGCGUAUCUCGCAGUUCCCUACGUCCUCGUCAUGAUCCUGGGCAACGUCGUCGUAGCACUCGGCUACGAACGCAAAUGGUCCUGGGAAGCCAUCGUCAUCAUCGGCUAUACCUGCGCGGGCAUCCAGGUCGCCGCUCUGCCCGCCAUGGUGACGACCUAUGCCGUGGACUCGUACAAGCCAGUAGCUGGAUCUCUCAUGGUCUCCAUCACGGUGAAUAAAAAUCUUUGGUAGGCCCCUCUUUUCCCCCCCAACCCCCCUCCAACCGUGUUUGAAAAGCUGUCAGUGAGGCUAAUGGUCGUGCGAUAGGGGAUACGGAUUUUCCGAAUUCAUCACUCCGUGGGUGGAGAAAUCGGGUUUCAUUCCACCCAUCAUGACCAACAUGUCUCUCUUUACGCUCUGGUGUCUCUGUGGCAUUCCAUUCUACUACUUCGGGAAGUCUUUCAGGCGGUGGUCGAGGAACGAUUCCGUUCAUCGGUUGUAA